GCAAUACAUCUUACCGACAAAAUAUUAUAGAACGUAAACAUACUAGGCCGUUUCAAAGGAUUCUAUUUGAAACCGCAAAAUGUUUUUUAAACGUUCAAUAACAGCAAUCCGGAAUUUCCCCAGAAAUUAUUGCUCAAAGUCAACGUUAAGUGAAGAUGAAAUACAAAAGUUCAGUAAAAUGGCAAAUGAAUGGUGGGAUAUUAAUGGGCCAUUUAAUGGCUUACAUUCGCUGAACCAACUAAGAGUACCGUUUGUAAGAAAAGGAAUAUCUUCCUAUCAAAAAUCAGCUGUGAAAAAUGCUACUCCUGCAAGCCUUUUGGCUGGGUGUUCAAUCCUAGAUGUUGGAUGUGGUGGAGGCAUUUUAAGUGAAAGCUUAGGUCGUUUGGGUGCAACCGUUACAGCAAUUGAUCCCAGUGAAGAAAAUGUUGCAGCUGCCUCUCUUCAUGCACAGAAACUUAUGCUUAACAAUGUGACAUAUGAAGUCAAUUCUGUGGAAAAUUUUAAGAACUUGAAUCCGACUACUCAUUUUGAUGCAAUUACUGCAUCAGAAGUUAUUGAGCAUGUCGAAAAUCCUGAAUUUUUCAUCCAAACCUGCACCGAUUUGCUAAAGCCAGGAGGAUCUUUAUUUAUAACAACAAUAAAUCGAACUGCAGCUUCAUGGGCCCUUGCCAUUGGUGCUGCAGAAUAUGUCCUCACUGUUGUUCCUAAGGGGACCCAUGAUUGGAAUAAGUUUGUCACUCCAGAUGAACUCAAUUUCUUCAUUACUAAGAAUAAUUGUCAAUUGCGACAGCUUCAUGGAAUGGCCUACAAUCCGUUCACUAACAAAUGGCAUUGGUCCAAAUGCACUAGUGUCAACUAUGCUCUUCACGCUACAAAAUCAGUUCACAAUUAGCGUCUAACCUUACGAAAGAUCUGGAUUGUUAUUGUUUUUCGAAUACUAGGUUACCAUUAUGAACCUUAACGGUGGUUUGUGUUAUAUUUUAUACUUAGUUGAACAUCCGGCAAUAGCUCAUUGUUAAUAAAAGAAAAAAAUUGUUGAAUGGAA
Daphnia carinata is the source of this 1045-nucleotide messenger RNA. RefSeq names its product ubiquinone biosynthesis O-methyltransferase, mitochondrial-like. The transcript has 4 exons. NCBI's taxonomy places the organism in Eukaryota, Metazoa, Arthropoda, Branchiopoda, Diplostraca, Daphniidae. The record is from RefSeq and is a predicted model, not a curated record. Gene Ontology annotation, biological process: ubiquinone biosynthetic process. Bases 80 to 892 code for a protein of 270 amino acids. Gene Ontology annotation, molecular function: 2-methoxy-6-polyprenyl-1,4-benzoquinol methyltransferase activity.